AUGGAGAAGUGGAUCAGGAACAAGCAUGGGGAACAAGCAAGCCAAAGGGAAAAGUGGAUCAGGAACAAGCAAGAAGUGGAUCAGAACAAGCAAGCCAAGCAGGAACAAGCAAAAGGGACAAGUGGAUCAGGAACAACAAGCCAAGCAAGUGGAUCUGGAACAGGAACAAGCAAGCCAAAGGGACAGGAACAAGUGGAUCAGGAACAGCAAGCAACAAGUGGAUCAGGAGCAAGCCAAAGGGACCCAGUGGAUCAGGAACAAGCAAAGGACAAGUGGAUCAGGAACAAGCAAGCCUGGAUCAGGAACAUGGACAGAACAAGCAAGCCAAAGGGAAAGUGGAUCAGGAACACAAGCCAAAGGGACAAGUGGAUCAGGAACAAAGCCAACAAAGUGGAUCAGGAACAAGCAAGUGGAUCAGGAACAAGCAAGCCAAGACAAGUGGAUCAGGGAUCAAGCAAGCAAAGCAAGUGGAUCAGAACAAGCAAGCAAGUGGAUCAGGAACAAGCAAGCCAAAGGGACAAGUGGAUCAGGAACAAGCAAGCCAAAGACAAGUGGAUCAGGAACAAGCAGCCAACAAGUGGAUCAGGAACAAGCAAGCCAAAGGGAGAAGUGAAUCGGAACAACAAGCUGGAUUGGAUCAGGAACAGCAAGCCAAAGCAAAUGGGAGAAGUGGAUCAGGAACAAGCAAGCCAAAGGAGAAGUGGCAGGAACAAGCAAGCAGGACAGUGGAUGGAUCAGGAACAAGCAACAAUGAUCAGGAACAAGCAAGCCAAAGGGACAGUGGAUCAGGAACAAGCAAGCCAAGGAGAAGUGGAUCAGGAACAAGCAAGCCAAGGGACAAGUGGAUCAGGAACAAGCAAGCAAAGGGACAAGUGGAUCAGGAACACAAGUGGAGCUGCCAAAGGGAGAGUGGAUCAAGAAAAAGCAAGCCAAAGGGACAAGUGGAUCAGGAACAAGCAAGCCAAAGAAGUGGAUCAGGAACAAGCUGGAUGGAGAAGUGGAGGAGCAAAAGGGACAUCAGGAACAAAUGGAUGGAGAAGUGGAUCAGAACAAAGCAAGCCAAGGACAAGUGGAUCAGGAACAAGCAAGCAGCAGGACAAGUGGAUCAGGAACAAGUGGAUCACAUGGAUCAGGAACAAGCAAGCCAAAGGGAGAAGUGGAUCAGGAACAAGCAAGGGAUUGGAUCAGGAACAAGCAAAGGGAAAGUGGAUCAGGAACAAGCAAGCCAAAGGGACAAGUGGAUCAGGAACAAGCAAGCCAAAGGUGAUCAUGGAUCAGGAACAAGCAAGCAGCAAAUCAGGAACAACAAGCCAAAGGGAGAAGUGGAUCAGGAACUGGAUCAGGAACAAGCAAGCCAAAGGGACAAGUGGAUCAGGAACAAGCAAGCAUGGAUCAGGAACAAGCAAAGCAGGAGGGCAAGUGGAUCAGGAAACAAGCAAGCCAAUCUGGAACAAGUUGGAUCAGGAACAAGUGGAUCAGAACAAGUGGGAACAUGGAUCUGGAUCAGGAUGGAUCAGGAACAAGCAAGCAGUGGAUCUGGUCAGGAACAAGCAAGUGGAUCAGGAACAAGCAAGCCAAAGGGACAAGUGGAUCAGGAACAAGCAAGCAAACAGGAACACGCAAGCCAAAGGGAGAAGUGGAUCAGGAACAAGCAAGAUAGACGGAGAAGUGGAUGAGGAACAAGAUGGAGAAGUGGAUCAGGAACAAAGGCGCCUGGCACUGUCGGGCCAAACAUCCCUUGGAAAAACGAUGACAAACAGGAAUUUCCCCGAGUACAAAGACAUCAAAAUCCGGUAUGAUGAGCCAGAAGCAGCAUAA
This is a messenger RNA of Penaeus vannamei (Pacific white shrimp), 1818 nucleotides long. The record is from RefSeq and is a predicted model, not a curated record. Lineage: Eukaryota; Metazoa; Arthropoda; Malacostraca; Decapoda; Penaeidae.